Cyprinodon variegatus (sheepshead minnow) is the source of this 657-nucleotide messenger RNA. It is a transcript of the gene ppih, whose product is annotated as peptidylprolyl isomerase H (cyclophilin H). Bases 23 to 631 code for a protein of 202 amino acids. Gene Ontology annotation, molecular function: peptidyl-prolyl cis-trans isomerase activity. Gene Ontology annotation, cellular component: intracellular membrane-bounded organelle. The transcript is spliced from 9 exons. The record is from RefSeq and is a predicted model, not a curated record. NCBI's taxonomy places the organism in Eukaryota, Metazoa, Chordata, Actinopteri, Cyprinodontiformes, Cyprinodontidae. Gene Ontology annotation, biological process: protein peptidyl-prolyl isomerization; protein folding.
CUGUCUGAUCUGCGCAUGCUCUAUGUGUACAGGCGAUUCAAAUGAUUCAAGUGUGAUAUAUAUUUUUUUAAUUAAUAAACCAAGCAGAGCACCAAAAAUGUCUGUUCAACCAUCGAACCCCAACAAUCCGAUUGUCUUCUUCGACAUCACCAUCGGAGGACAGGAUGUUGGACGCAUGAAGAUUGAGCUGUUUGCUGAUGUGGUUCCAAAGACUGCAGAAAACUUCCGGCAGUUCUGCACAGGAGAGUUCAGGAAGGAUGGUGUCCCAAUUGGUUAUAAAGGCUGCACUUUCCACAGGGUGAUUAAAGACUUCAUGAUUCAAGGUGGAGACUUUGUAAAUGGUGAUGGUACUGGAAUCUGCAGCAUCUACAGAGGUCCAUUUGCAGAUGAAAACUUCAAAAUGAAGCAUUCUGCUCCUGGACUUCUAUCCAUGGCAAACAGUGGACCAGGAACAAAUGGAUGCCAGUUUUUCAUUACCUGCACUAAAUGUGACUGGUUGGAUGGGAAGCAUGUUGUUUUUGGAAAAGUGGUGGAUGGUCUACUGAUUAUGAGGAAAAUUGAGAAUGUGCCCACAGGACCCAACAACAAACCCAAGCUGCCCAUCGUCAUCGCUCAGUGUGGAGAAAUGUGAUCCAACCAGUUUUGUCAGUUGCAUCA